AUGUUUCUGACGGGUACCUACAAAGAAGUUAUCAAUGUUCCACUUUCCUAAAUAUUUCUAAAUUCGGAUUAUAGAAACCUUACUUUUAAGGAAUCAACCAAAGACUUUAUAAUUGCGGCUCCAAUUUAACUAUAUUCAGAAUUAAGAUUUGGUGAGAAAGCCAAUUCGUAAACAAUUUCUUCAAAGCUCUUUAAAUCUACCAAAAGCAGAGAUCCGAUAUAACAUAUGACUGCUUUGGUUCAUUAAGGAAACUAUUUCCUAUAUUAAAAUGUGGGUAUCUACUAAACUCUCCCGUAAAUUCAGCAUGUAUCUGCAUGCAAAGAAAAACAAGCUUCAAUUUGUUAUGACAUUGUUGAAUUAAAAACUUUGGUCAUCGUAGAAUGCUAAGAUACUCUCAACAAUAGUUAUUUUAGCAUUAUGUAGAAUGAGAAUGUAAAAUAACUAGAAGUAGAAAAACCCAAUUCUGAAUUUCGAAAACUUGAUUAAGUUGACUCCUAUUUGAUAAGGGGGACUGUUAAUAAAAUUGAUUUAUAUAUUGAAGAACAAGAGACACUAAAAUUUUUAAAAUCAUUAGAUGAAUUGUAAUUGAUCGAUUUGCUAUAAAAAGACAAUUUCAAAUUGUCAAUAAGAGAUUUCUAAGCACACACCAAUGGCUAGAUUAGCAUAAUGAAUGCUUUCGGUGAAAUAGUUGUAGUUGAAUACAAGAACGACAAUUGGCAAUUAAUUAAGACCAUUGACACAGAGAUGGAUGAUAUUCAAGGGUAUGACUAUGAUAUCUAUACCGACUCAUAUGUGAUUAUGAACAAGUCAGAGAUAAGAUACAAAUAGAUAGAUGAAGAGUGUUAGAAAAAGGAGUAUCUGAAUUUUAAUGAAUCCAACAGAAUUUACCUUACCAAUGGAAGUGUAUUACUUCACUAGAAGCAAGAUAUUACCUUAUUUACUUUAGGAUUGGCAAAAUUGUAGACCUUAAAUUUAGGGAACUAAAGUUAUUAAAUAAUUACCAAUCCUUACUCCAAUGGAUUUAUUGCUGUUAGUGAUAAUAUGACAUAUGCUUAUUCAAACAAUAAGGAGUAUUUCUUAUAAGUUACAUUUAAUCAGAUAUUGGAGUAGAAAUAUUUGAAAGUUGUGUUAAAUUAAGAAGAUAUCCCGUGGGAUUGUGAAAUAACAAUUUUCUAUAAGACUGAGAAUAUCAAUAAUGAUCAAAUCAUAACAUAACAAUAUUCGCAAGGUUUGAUUGCUUCAGGAGUAUAUUAGGACAAGGCUAAAGUGAAGUUAAGGCCUGUGUUUUAGGGAUCCAAUUUGCAAUACAAUUUCCAACCUAAUUCAAUCAUUUCCAUAACAGUUAAUCAAUUUAAGUAUGCAUUCUUGAAGAAUGUAACAGAAUCCAGGUAUAUUAUUUACAGAGAGAUAUUAUAAAGAAGAUAUUAACCGAAAUUAUAUUUAGUGGAAUAAGAUUCAAAUCUUUAACUAAUUGGUUAUUCAUGCACUAACUUUGCACCAAUUCACCUUAAUUGUCACAUUCUUUUUACAAAGCCAGAAUUUAUCAAAUUGUCUGCAACCCAGAAUUAGCUUUGGUGGUACAAUGAAGAUUCUCUGUUCUUUGCUGUUUUUGGAGACUCAACUAUAAUAAUAUACACUUACAUAUACAAAGACAAAAAGCUUGCUGUUCUAACUGCAAUUGUCUUGGAGAGUGAUAUAAAAUAGAUUGCCACAGAUGGCUAUCACUUAUUUGCGUCAACUGCAUAGGAUGUUAAGAUCUACUCCAUAACUGUUGCUGGAAAAGAGAAACUCUUGUAAACCAUAGAAGUUCAAGUUGACAAACUAUAUGCAUCAGAGGCUUAAAAAAACUACAUGUUUUUGGAAGUAGCUAGAACGUUGUACAUUUAUAACAUAGCAUACAACAAGGAAACACUAAUUUAGUUUAUAGAAAUUGAAAAUGAUUACGAAGAUACUAAUUUAGCUAUUUUUGACGAUUACUUUGUUAGGUUUGGUAAGAUCAAGGACAAAGAGGAAUAUGAUGUAAAGAUGUACAAUUAUAAAAAUCAGAAGAACAUUUAUCUAUAGAAAUAGAUAGGAAUUAAUGGCUAUUCGAAAAUUAAUCUCAAUAAUAUGAAGUAUUCAUUCAUCAAUAAUUUGUUUUACCUUAUUGGUUGGAACACAAAGCGAUAAAAACAUGUAGUCUUAAUCUAUUCAACCAAAUCAAGUAGUUUAGAUUCUCUCUUCAGCGUAAUUGAUGUAACAUUUAUGGCCUAGAUUUCAGCAACUGGAGAAUAUAUCUUUAUCACAGAUAAAGGAAACAAUUAGUAGAAUUUAUAAAUAUUGUACAUUAAAGGAUAGUUAUUCGUAAGCGCUAAAAUAAAUGAAAAUUAUCAAUAGGUUGAGUAUUCAAAAUAGAUAAACUUAAGUCUCAUAAUAAAUAAUGAUUCAUCUAAUAAAUUAAUCACAACAAUUCCAGUAAAUAUAGUAAACAGAGGAGUCAAAUUAUUUUAAAUUAAUGACUCAUUUAAUCUAACUUAUAAGUCAAGUAGUGAUGAAAAACAUUGCGUGGACUUAGGACAAUCUUGGUACAGUGGUCAAGCCUUGGAUUUAGAAUUAGCAGAACCAUCGAAGAAUGUUUAAUUCAAUCCAGUGUUGACUAAAUAGAAGGAAACCUUGGAGUUUAGCGUAUAUAUAAGAGAGUUCGAUGAUGAUACAUUAGUUUAAAUGAUGGGUAACAAGCUUAAGUUUCUAAGGAAGGCAGAUCUCUCUGUCACAGAAGAAUUUUAAUUGGAUUAAAUGUACACAUUUCAUAAAAUGUUCUUAAUUGAUGGACAUAAUAUCUAUAUUUAAGUUAUUACAGAUGAUACUAUCGAAUUGAGAAUAGUUUAAUGUCAAAAAUACAAGUGUGCUUUGUUGGAGAAUAGGCUUGAAUUUAAAUCAAUGAUAAAGAAUGUAUAUCUGCAUAUGAACUAUUUCUUUGUUUAUAUUGAAAGUUUAGUGGAGGUUUAUGACACCAAAGGAGCUGCAGUUAUGUUAGAAUCUUUUGAAUAGAUCCAGAAAUUCUAAUAGAACCCUGAUUUGAUUUAAAUGGAAUUUAGACAUUUAUAGAAGGAUAUAUAUUAAUUUAUUUCCGUGGAUUAUCAGGGUAAUCCGGAAUUACAAACAAGGCAAAUAUCUAGAACAUCUACAAUAUCUAAUUAUAAUACUACAAAUAUAUAGAUUAAGCCAAUAAUCGCUGAAUAUAAUAUCAAUGUGUAAUAGCAACAAUUCUCUGAUGGGUUUGUGUUAUGGAAAGAUGAAAUAAUCAUAAUAUUUAAGAACAGCGCAUCGUAUUCUUUUAAAUUCCAAAAUGAUUGCUAAAACAAAGAAUUAUGUGAGAUUAGUAAAUUUUAAUUAAACGGAGUAUAUCAAUAAUAUGGAGAUUGGUAUUUGCUUGGGAUAUUCCAAAUCUUUUUUGUAAGCCAGAAUUUCUUGCAUUUGAUCUAUUUUUAGGCUGAUCAAAGUUUGCUUUUAAUUUACGACCUUUCAACGCCAAGCAGCAAUUCCAAACCUAACAAUGCGAUAGUUGGAAUAACAUCUCCAUAAAAAAUAGGUGCUCCGAUCUAUUAGAUUACGUCGUUCGUGUAUAGUAGUGAUGAGAAGUUGCAUUUGCUGACAUCAAUUGAAGAUAAAGAUUAACUCUAACAUUACACAAUCUAAAGAUCCCCUUAAUUAUGCAUCGAUGAGGACUUCUUUUAAGAUAAUGUGAAAUUUAAAUUGUCAAAUCUAGAUUACUAAAUGUAUUUAGAUGAGAAGGUGAAGAUAUAGGAAUACAUGUUACCAAUUCCAAAAGAAGACAGUUUUCCAGCCUGGGCAAUAGUGUUGAUUGUUCUAGGGACUGUGAGUGUUCUUGGAUUUGGGUUAUUCAUGUAUCGCCAAGGUAAGAGAAAUAGAAUAAAGGAUCAAAGGGUUUUGUUGAAUUAAGUUUGA
Molecule: messenger RNA, 3948 nt
Organism: Paramecium tetraurelia
Lineage: Eukaryota; Ciliophora; Oligohymenophorea; Peniculida; Parameciidae
Exons: 1
Source: RefSeq, a predicted model, not a curated record